Molecule: messenger RNA, 1476 nt
Organism: Volvox carteri f. nagariensis
Lineage: Eukaryota; Viridiplantae; Chlorophyta; Chlorophyceae; Chlamydomonadales; Volvocaceae
Exons: 6
Coding region: 1-1476 (491 amino acids)
Biological process (GO): regulation of DNA-templated transcription
Molecular function (GO): DNA-binding transcription factor activity
Source: RefSeq, a predicted model, not a curated record
AUGAAUAGUUCUUGGAUGUACCGUUGGUACGAUACCGUUGGCCCGAAGAUGGAAGGCAGCCCAAGUGAAGUAGGUCCCGCACACGCCGUGAGUGAGGCAGCGAGCGCAGAGGCGCACCCCGAUGAUCACUUUUCAGAUGAUGAACAAGAAACGGAGCUCGACGCUCUGCAGCAUCUUCCCCCGGAGGAGCGGCGCAAGGCGCUCCGGCGCCUCCGCAACCGUGAAUCCGCACGUCGUGUACGCGCUCGGCGACUUGCAGAGAUGUCGCAGAUGGGUACAACCCUUCAGAGUUUGCAAGAUGAAAACUCAACAUUAAAAGCGCAUGUUAACAAGUUGCAAUCGCACAUCCAGUCCAUGACGCUCAAGGUGUACGAGGUUACCUCGAAGUACGAAGCGGCUGUCGCGGAGGCUGCGCAGCUGCGCGCCGAGCUGAAUCGCUAUCGUCGGCCCUCCGUGCCCGGGGACAGCAGCUUCCUUAUGGGCGCUACAGCCGCCACAGCGGCCCAGACUGCCAACGGGCCCAACUCAGCGCCGCUCAACCAGCUAUCGCCCUUCAUCAGCCCCAUGGAGAUUGGGGGAGGCGGGCUUGGCGCCCAGUCAUGCCUUUCGCCCAGCCAUGUACAGCUUCGCAGCAGUAGCCCCAUGGAAAUGCAGCGGCAGCGGCAGGCGAUUGAGGAGGUGGUAAUGUUGUUGAAAGAGCACAAGCGGCGGCACCAUCCAGGGCAGGACCGCUCUGGCAACUCGGAAAUCGGCUCUAACGGCGCUGGGGCUGCUGGAAGCGGCGGCGCAUGUAACGUCACUAAUCACCAAAGCCCUGGCUCCGACACGGCAAUGCCCGGCGGAAGCGGCACCGGGGGCCCCCUGGGCGACCUCGCUGCCGGUGUUUUAGCGACCAACAACAGCACUACUGCCAACAACAACAACGGCUUGAUGUUCAACGUCGGCAGCAUGUCUCGGUUCAUGGGGGCGGCUGGGACUGGCGCCGUGGGUGCCUCGGGCCUGGGAAGCGGCAGCGGUGGCCGCAGUAGCCAGUCGGAGGUACUCACGGGCUCAGUCCAGCACUCGCAGCUCAUGGCACAGGUCCAGGCACGUAUGGCGGCGACGGCUGCCGCAGCCGCCGAAUCGGCCGCCUCGGCCUUGCCGUGCACUGGCAACGGCGGCGGAUUGCAAAUGACCGGACACGGCUCCGGAGCCAAUGCACUCGGCAGCGGCAUGUCCGGGGUCGGCCCGGUGGCCGCAGCGCCUGGUUUCGGAGGCCAGCAUCAGCAGCACCAUCACCGCAGCGCAUCGUGGGCUCUGGACAGGGGAACAGCCCCGUGCGUAACCAGCGCUCAAAACGUGGUGCCCAUGCAUCCUACAUGGCAGAUGAAUGCCGGCGCCGGGGCCGGCACUGUCGAUGGGGGGCUAAUGAUGCGACCUGAAGACUUUGCGGAGGAUCUCAUGUUCCUGGACGAUUACGUUCCACAGGACUUGUGA